Molecule: messenger RNA, 701 nt
Organism: Zymoseptoria tritici IPO323
Lineage: Eukaryota; Fungi; Ascomycota; Dothideomycetes; Mycosphaerellales; Mycosphaerellaceae
Exons: 2
Coding region: 94-483 (129 amino acids)
Source: RefSeq, a predicted model, not a curated record
CGAUUGCAAAGCUCUCGAAUCCGAUAUGAGCUCGUCUCCAGAAGGUGAUGUCGCAUAAACCCCAUACACAUCCCGGCAUCCUCUUCACAAUCCAUGCUCAUUGAUUCGGGAAGAGGAGGGCAGUCAGACAGCUCGCAGGGCCCGCGCGGUGAGAGGCUUUCGUCGUCUGUUUUCCGCAUAGUCCUCGAGCCUCCUCUGUCGGGCAGGCUGUCAAGACCUCCAUCCGCCCUCCACCAAGUCUGUAUGGCGUACGGGACACCUCACCGGCGCACGACCACGCCUCGGAUCAAUAUUCACUCCCAGCCACCACCACCACCAAGGACAGUGAAGGAGAUGAAGAUAAACAUGGUACGACACGGGACACAGUCGCCGACUCCCCUUCCUCCCGCCACCGCGACUCUGGCAACAGCGAAGGGAAGAAGACACACGAAUGGCGCCCGCGAAAUCCGACAUCGACGAACCGGGAACGAAGUCCUGGCGUGAGACCGAGCAGGGGAGACGGGAGUUUUGCACGGGCGAGGGGAUCGGGUGGACGUUGAGCACGGUGAGGACGACAAGGAGUUAUGAGCCAAAAUCUCCAAUUCCUAGCGAAACCUCGGUGGUACUUCACCAGCCCGUCUUGCAAAGAUAAUUGGACCACGAGCGGUGCCUUGGACUGCAGCUGGAUCGUGAUUUACUAUGGAAUCGGCAACGCGGCAUCC